Molecule: messenger RNA, 1476 nt
Organism: Naegleria lovaniensis
Lineage: Eukaryota; Heterolobosea; Eutetramitea; Acrasida; Naegleriidae
Exons: 3
Coding region: 1-1476 (491 amino acids)
Biological process (GO): D-alanine biosynthetic process
Cellular component (GO): cytosol
Molecular function (GO): pyridoxal phosphate binding; alanine racemase activity
Source: RefSeq, a predicted model, not a curated record
AUGAAAUUCAUCACUGGAGAAUCGGUAAAGCCAAUAUUAAGAUUCCGAGGUGUUGCAAGCUCCAUGAUGAAGGAACGUUCCUUCAAUGUUCCUCUCUCACAUUUUUCAUCCAGUUAUUUACUAUUCUCUUCGCCAUGUCAUGUUGAUCCGAAUCAACCACAUUUCAAAUAUUAUUCAAAAAAUCUAGUGAACCAGACAUCGAACAGUCAUCAUUCAUCAUUGACCCGAGCUCACAAAAAACAUCAUCAUCGUGCGCGACAUCAUCUCAAUGAAUUUUCAACGACUUCUGUGGCAGUUGUGAAUUUAACCAAUAUUCUUCACAAUGUUGAAAAUAUUCUAAAUUUGGCAAGACAGCACAACUCACAAGUAAAAAUCAUGCCAGUCGUGAAAGCAAAUGCUUAUGGACAUGGUGAUGUGCCCAUUGUCAAAGAAUUAAUGAAAGAAAUGAAUAUUCAACGAUUUGCUGUGAAUCGUGUGUUAGAAGGAGUGAAAAUUAGAAAAUCUUUACAAAAUUUAAAUGAAAAUCUUUGUGUGGAUAUUCUUGUGUUGGGAUAUGCAAUUCCAACAGAAGUUAAAAAUUGUGUAACUUUUGAUUUAACACCAACUAUUUCUGGAGAUCCAUUAAUUAUUGAAACAUUAUUUGAUGAAUGUGUGAAACAAGAUAAGAAAAUUAAGGUUCAUAUCAAAAUUGAUACUGGAAUGGGGAGAUUUGGAUUAUUACCGAAUAAGGUUGAACCCUUUUUGAAAUGGUUCCUCACAAAUCCUCGUAAUUUUCAGUCCCGAAUCAUUCUUGAAGGAGUUUUCACACAUUUUUCAAGUGCUGAUGAAAAUUCCAAAGAUUACACUCAACACCAAUUUAACAAAUUUAUUGAAAUGAGAAAACUCAUUGAAACAAUGAUUGAGGAAAAUCCAAACAAGUUACAGAAUGAACUCAUCUAUCACUGUUGUAAUAGUGCUGCAACUUUAUUCUAUCCAGAAAUGCAUUUAGAUAUGGUAAGACCUGGAGUUUCAAUUUAUGGUCUCUCUCCCAGUAAUCUCACCCAUGAUGAACGAUUGCCAUUCCAAUUACAACCUGCACUUUCUUUAAUUUCACAUGUUGCCAGAGUUGAAAAACUUCCACACAAAUCCACAGUUUCCUAUGGAAAUACCUAUGUGGUUGAAAAUGAAAGUGAAACUUUGGCGUUAAUUCCAGUUGGAUACGGAGAUGGAUAUAAGAGAAUUAACUCCCAUAAAGCAUAUGUCCUUAUUGGAGGUGAGGAAUGUCCAGUCGUUGGAAGGGUGUGUAUGGAUCAAUUUGUUGUGAGAAUUCCAGACAAAAUUGCAGAUCAAGUGAAGGUGAACGAUCAAGUUGUACUUUUAGGAAAGCAAGGAAACAAAGAAUUAACCUGUGAAAAAUUAUCUGAAUGGUCUCAUACCAUUAACUAUGAAAUUGUCACUGCUUUAUUACCUAGAUUAAAGAGAAUAUAUGUCAAAUAA